AUGAGUAAAAGAUCACAUAUAAGUGCCGAGAGUGCAACCAAGAAGGUUUCCAAGACUCAUGCUGCUCAUAUUAUCAAUGAACAAAAGGAUUAUUCUGCCAGAUAUAUUAGUGCAGAACCUCUUGACAUUUUUUGUUGGGGUACAGGCUCCAUGUGCGAAUUAGGAUUAGGUCCAUUAGCUAAGAACAAAGAAGUUAAGAGACCAAGAUUGAACCCCUUUUUACCUAGAAAUGACAUUAAGAUCGUUUCUUUUGCUGUAGGUGGUAUGCAUACCAUUGCUUUAGAUGCAAAUAACACUAUCUGGUCCUGGGGUUGUAAUGAUGUUGGUGCACUUGGAAGAGACACUAGUGGUGCUAAGGAGAAAUUGAAGGAUAUGGAUGGUGAAGAUUCUAGUGAUGAUGACGAUGGAGAUUUGAAUGAAUUGGAGUCUACACCAACUAAGAUUGACAUGAGUGUGUUCCCUGAAGGUGCCAAGAUCGUUCAAUUAGCUGCUUUGGAUAAUUUAAGUUGUGCUUUGUUGGAUAAUGGUGACGUUUUCGCAUGGGGUACAUUCCGUUGUAACGAAGGUAUUUUAGGUUUUUACCAAGAUCAAAUUAAAAUUCAAAAUACACCAUGGAAUGUUCCAAGUUUCUCCAAGUACAAUAUUGUUCAAAUGGCUAGUGGUAAGGAUCAUAUUCUUUUCCUUGAUGAAGAAGGUGUUGUCUUCGCCUGGGGUAAUGGUCAACAAAACCAAUUGGGUCGUAAGAUCAUGGAUAGAUUCCGUUUGAAGACUUUGGAUCCAAGACCAUUUGGUCUAAGACAUGUGAAAUAUAUUGCAAGUGGUGAGAAUCAUUGUUUUGCAUUGACCAAUAAGGGUAAGUUAGUCAGUUGGGGUUUAAACCAAUUUGGACAAUGUGGUACUUCUACUACUGUUGAAGAUGGUUCUCUUGUCACGAAGCCAACUAGCGUCAUUCUACCUUCUGGUGUCGGUGAAGGUUCUCAAAAGAUUAGAGCCAUUAGUGCCGGUGAACAUCAUAGUUUAAUGUUAUUAGAAGAUGGAUCAUUAUUGAGUUGUGGACGUCUAGAUAUGUGUGAAAUUGGUAUGGCUCGUGAUCAAUUACCAGAGUCUACAUACAAGGAUGAACAUGGUAAAGCAAGAUCAGUUCCAAUUUUCACUAAAUUAGAAAACGUUCCAUUAUUUAAGGGUAUUUCAGCUGGUUCCCAUCAUAGUGUUGCCAUUUCACAAAAUGGUAUUGCUUAUAGUUGGGGUUUUGGUGAAACUUAUGCUGUCGGGUUAGGACCUGACGAUGAAGAUAUUGAAAUACCAACAAGAAUUAAGAAUACAGCUACUAAGGAUCAUAGAAUCGUCUUUGUUGGUUGUGGUGGUCAAUUCAGUGUUAGUGGUGGUAUUCCACUAAGUUCCGUGGAAAGUGAAGAACGCCGUAAAGAAAUGGGCGAUGAAGAGUGA
Maudiozyma saulgeensis is the source of this 1446-nucleotide messenger RNA. NCBI's taxonomy places the organism in Eukaryota, Fungi, Ascomycota, Saccharomycetes, Saccharomycetales, Saccharomycetaceae. The record is from the annotation of a GenBank genome assembly.